GAGAGGCCGCGGCGGGCUUUCCGCGCGCCGCCCGCCAUGGCGAGCUCCGCCGGCAACCUGAGCGCCGUGAGGGAGACGAUGGACGCGCUGCUGGAGAUCUCGCGCCUGCUGAACACCGGCCUGGACGCGGAGACGCUCUCCAUCUGCGUGCGGCUGUGCGAGCAGGGCAUCAACCCCGAGGCCCUGGCCCUCGUCAUCCGGGAGCUGCGCAAGGCCGCGGAGGCGCUGAAGGCCUCUGACAAUAUGACGGGUUAACUCAAGGAGAAGAUCUUUUCACUGAUACGAGCCUUCUGGGAAAUAGAAGAUUUUUGUUUGAGAUGUUGGUUAUUGGUUGUCUAAGUUUCACACAGGUGUAGAAAUACAGUCCUUUUUUUAAUGCUUGUUAACCAAUAAUCCUUCAAAAUGCAUUUUUAUCUUUAUUGUAUAUGACUUAAAAGUCUUGAAAUUAUGUAUUUAACAAACCUGGAAAUUCGUUUUAUUGUCAGAUUUGAAAGACGUGCUUCAUAUUUGAUAAAAUGUUGACUGCAUAGUUCAGAUGUAGCCAAUGGACUUAACAUUAGAAAACAGCCUUUUGUGUGAAGGAGUUCACUGCAGUGGAUUAACUUUUGAAGGUUCAUUUCCUGUACAUUUCCAAUUUGAUGGCUGUUUUACUGAAUUUAAAAAUUAAUUUGCUAUACUGUGAAAAAAGCUGCUGGUUAUGAAAAAUAUAUUUCAGUUUCAAAUUUUUUCCAAUUGCACCAUCAUCAUGUUUAGCCUCUGGGUUGAAAAGGAGGUUUCCCACAUUGCAGUUCUGAGAAUCGAGCUGGAAUGAAGCCAUGCCUUUUGGGCUAAACAAUAUUGUCCCUCUUCCAAAAACAUUAUUAGCAACUGAAACUUCCUAAGUAUGGAUCCAGCUUUGUGACACUGAUCCUUGUGUCAGCUGUCCAAAUUGCUGUUGCACACUAUGGAAACAGUGAGAGCAUGUUAGAAUACGUCCGCUGCAAAAGUUACCUCCCUUCAAAAGAUCAAGAUACUUUUUUUAAUGGAUAGGAUUGGCUUGAUUCCUCAGUUUCACAGAGAAGUGUGCAUCUAGUGAAAAUGGAAAGAUUGCACGUAAAUCAGGUGUAGAAAAAAAUGUACAUUAUGAAAAUAUAAUCUUAUUAACCUUUUAAUGCGUUCAUGAAAAAAAUGUUUCCUCUAAGGACUGCCUGAACGU
Molecule: messenger RNA, 1195 nt
Organism: Candoia aspera
Lineage: Eukaryota; Metazoa; Chordata; Lepidosauria; Squamata; Candoiidae
Gene: MZT1
Product: mitotic spindle organizing protein 1
Exons: 3
Coding region: 37-255 (72 amino acids)
Biological process (GO): mitotic spindle assembly; microtubule nucleation by interphase microtubule organizing center; gamma-tubulin complex localization
Cellular component (GO): gamma-tubulin ring complex; interphase microtubule organizing center; centrosome
Source: RefSeq, a predicted model, not a curated record